Galeopterus variegatus (Sunda flying lemur) is the source of this 1703-nucleotide messenger RNA. RefSeq names its product programmed cell death 4 (neoplastic transformation inhibitor) (gene PDCD4). Gene Ontology annotation, biological process: negative regulation of DNA-templated transcription. The transcript is spliced from 11 exons. Bases 261 to 1619 code for a protein of 452 amino acids. The record is from RefSeq and is a predicted model, not a curated record. Gene Ontology annotation, cellular component: nucleus; cytosol. Lineage: Eukaryota; Metazoa; Chordata; Mammalia; Dermoptera; Cynocephalidae.
GAAUCUUCCUGUGGGAUAUUAAAAUCUUGAAUUGAACUUGUAUACACAGCACUGGUUUUUAGAAGAUCUGGGUUCUUUCUAGUCCUGGUUCUUGCACUGAGCAGCAGUCUCCUCUUGGCCAGAUCACCUAACUUCUCUGCAUCUGUUUAGUUGUGUACAAAGUGGAAUUCCUACCUCAAGAUUGUCCUGAGAGAAUAGAUUCUAAAGGAAGACUUCUAUUUGGUAAUUUGUUUAAUCAGUGCAAGUGAAAUUAACAAACAAUGGAUGUAGAAAAUGAGCAGAUACUGAAUGUAAACCCCACAGAUCCUGAUAAUUUAAGUGACUCUCUCUUUUCUGGUGAUGAGGAAAAUGCUGGGACUGAGGAAAUAAAGAAUGAAAUAAAUGGAAAUUGGAUUUCAGCAUCCUCCAUUAAUGAAGCUAGAAUUAAUGCCAAGGCAAAAAGGCGACUGCGGAAAAACUCAUCUCGGGAUUCUGGCAGAGGUGAUUCAGUCAGUGAUAAUGGAAGUGAAGCCCUUAGAAGUGGAGUAGCUGUGCCAACCAGUCCAAAGGGAAGGUUGCUAGAUAGGCGAUCCAGAUCUGGGAAAGGAAGGGGACUACCAAAGAAAGGUGGUGCAGGAGGCAAAGGUGUCUGGGGUACACCUGGACAGGUAUAUGAGGUGGAGGAGGUGGAUGUGAAAGAUCCUAACUAUGAUGAUGACCAGGAGAAUUGUGUUUAUGAAACUGUAGUUUUGCCUUUGGAUGAAAGGGCAUUUGAGAAGACUUUAACACCAAUCAUACAGGAAUAUUUUGAGCAUGGAGAUACUAAUGAAGUUGCAGAGAUGCUGAGAGAUUUAAAUCUUGGUGAAAUGAAAAGUGGAGUACCCGUGUUGGCAGUGUCCUUAGCAUUGGAGGGAAAGGCUAGUCAUAGAGAAAUGACAUCAAAGCUUCUCUCUGAUCUUUGUGGGACAGUAAUGAGCACAAAUGAUGUGGAAAAAUCAUUUGAUAAAUUGUUGAAAGAUCUACCUGAAUUAGCAUUGGAUACUCCUAGAGCACCACAGGUUUGUAUGAUUCUUCUUUUUCUUCAUUCCCUCCCCCCACUACACUUAGCUGCUCUGGAUAAGGCUACUGUACUCCUGAGUAUGUCUAAAGGUGGAAAGCGUAAAGACAGUGUGUGGGGCUGUGGAGGUGGGCAGCAGUCUGUCAAUCACCUUGUUAAAGAGAUUGAUAUGCUGUUGAAAGAGUAUUUACUCUCUGGAGAUAUAUCUGAAGCUGAACAUUGCCUUAAAGAAUUGGAAGUACCUCAUUUUCACCAUGAGCUUGUAUAUGAAGCUAUUAUUAUGGUUUUAGAGUCAACUGGAGAAAGUACAUUUAAGAUGAUUUUGAAUUUGUUAAAAUCCCUUUGGAAGUCUUCUACCAUUACUGUAGACCAGAUGAAGAGAGGUUAUGAGAGAAUUUACAAUGAAAUUCCGGACAUUAAUCUGGAUGUCCCACAUUCCUACUCUGUGCUUGAGCGAUUUGUAGAAGAAUGUUUUCAGGCUGGAAUAAUUUCCAAACAACUCAGAGAUCUUUGUCCUUCAAGGGGCAGAAAGCGUUUUGUAAGUGAAGGAGAUGGAGGUCGUCUUAAACCAGAGAGCUACUGAAUAUAAAAACUCUUUCAAGUCUUAGGGUGUUAUAAAAAUAUAUAUCUGAAUUGUAAGAGUUGUUAGCACAGGUUUUUUUUUUUU